UUCAUCCUUAUCUCGGCGCCGGAGCCCACGACCGCUUCCCCCCCCUCACCAUCUCAACCCCGAAAUAUCCCCCAAUUCCGACGCGACCGCGAAACCCUAGCCCCCCGGCAACCUUCGCUGGACCCGGAGAGCCGCUCCGGCGCCAUGGCAUCCCCGGAAGGAUCAAACUGGGUAUUCGACUGCCCUCUCAUGGACGACCUUGCUGCCGCCGACUUCGCCGCGGCAUCCACAGGAGGCUUCUACUGGACCCCGCCGAUGCAGCCGCAGAUGCACACUCUUGCGCAGGCCGUCUCCGCCACCCCGGCUCCCAAUCCCUGUGCUGAAAUCAAUAGCUCUGUUUCGGUGGACUGGGACCAUGCCAAAGGACAACCGAAAAAUAAACGUCCUAGGUCAGAAACUGGUGCUCAACCUAGCUCCAAAGCAUGCAGGGAGAAAGUGAGAAGGGACAAGCUAAACGAGAGGUUCUUGGAAUUGGGUGCUGUCUUGGAUCCGGGGAAAACACCUAAAAUCGACAAAUGUGCUAUAUUAAAUGAUGCUAUCCGUGCAGUAACUGAAUUGCGUAGUGAGGCAGAGAAGUUGAAGGAUUCAAACGACUCUCUCCAAGAGAAGAUUAGAGAGCUAAAGGCUGAGAAGAAUGAGCUGCGAGAUGAGAAGCAAAAGUUGAAGGCGGAGAAAGAGAGCCUGGAGCAGCAGAUUAAGUUCAUGAAUGCCCGUCAGAGCCUCGUACCACACCCUUCUGUCAUCCCAGCUGCUGCAUUCGCUGCCGCCCAAGGCCAAGCGGCAGGGCACAAGCUGAUGAUGCCUGUAAUGAGCUACCCAGGAUUUCCCAUGUGGCAGUUCAUGCCGCCUUCAGAUGUUGAUACCUCGGAUGACCCCAAGUCAUGCCCUCCGGUUGCAUAGGCCAGCAAGAAUCAUCUCCCUCAUCUAUCUCAUGGGGAAGGAUGGCUAAAAAGCCUUCCGUUAAAGUAUAUCUUACUAGUCGUCAGUGUUACUAUGCAGAAUCCGUUUAGUGUUACUACUAUGUAGUUAAACCAAGAACCGAACUGAAGCUUGUAUCACACGGGGACAUUUGAUUAUCUUGUGACACCGUUGUAUAUUGUUAGUAAAUAAAUACCAUCCGUUGAAGCAAAUGGCGAUUGGACGCCAUAGCAUUA
This is a messenger RNA of Triticum urartu, 1154 nucleotides long. Lineage: Eukaryota; Viridiplantae; Streptophyta; Magnoliopsida; Poales; Poaceae. The record is from RefSeq and is a predicted model, not a curated record.